Molecule: messenger RNA, 2519 nt
Organism: Petromyzon marinus (sea lamprey)
Lineage: Eukaryota; Metazoa; Chordata; Hyperoartia; Petromyzontiformes; Petromyzontidae
Gene: GPRC5B
Product: G protein-coupled receptor class C group 5 member B
Biological process (GO): G protein-coupled receptor signaling pathway
Cellular component (GO): extracellular exosome; intracellular membrane-bounded organelle; plasma membrane
Molecular function (GO): protein kinase activator activity; G protein-coupled receptor activity
Source: RefSeq, a predicted model, not a curated record
UAGAAAACACGAUACAAAACGAUACGGAGGAGAAGUAGAACAACAAAGGCGAUAACAAUGAGACGUUCAAAAUUGAGACAAUGCAAUCCAAGUAAUUUAAUCGAUUCUUCAGUACGAUUGAGCGACCGUGAUUCGUGACUAAUUCGUGUGGAUCCUUCGGCUGGCCGUCCAGACACACAGCCCAGUCCGCCCGCCCUACCGAGAACGAUCCUCGCAGGAACUCCGUUUAAAUAACUCGCCCGAGUGUCGCCCUAUCGCUACCCUCACCACCGUCAUCCAGCAGUCGACCGACCAAAAAAACACACAAGGGAGCUGUAAACGAAUCGCUAGUAUUGUCUACGAUUCGUGCGUAUAAUACCCGUGUCAUUGUCGAUUGUUUAGACGGUACGCACAAUGCGCCCUGUGGCACCGCCGCUGCUGCUGCGUCUUCUUCUUCCCGUGGCGUGUCUGCUGUGCGCGCACGCCCGCGACGCAGACUCGGCCCCCGUACCGGGGAAUCGAACCCGGCUGCCCGCAGCGCCGGCGAGACCGCCACCAGCGGCGGGGUGCGCAGACGAUCUCGCAGGCUCUUCGCCGCGUCUCCACGGCCUCCUCCGACUCGCGUGCGACCCUGACUCGGCGUGGAAAUCCGCCAUCGCCGUGUCCUCCGGCGUCGGAGUCGUCUUCUCCGCCGCGCUGCUCUGCGUGCAGACCAGCGCGGCUCUGUGCGGCUCCGAAGCCGCGCGGAGCGGCAGCCGCAGCCGUCGCCCCGUGCUCGCGCUCCAAGCGCUGUGCGCUCUCGCCACCGUGGCGCUCUUCUCGCUCAGCAUCGCCUCCUUGGCUCCCGCCGCGCGGCCGCUCUGCAUCGCGAGGCGCUUCUUGCUCGGCUUGCUGUGCGCCCUGAGCGUCGGCUGUCUGCUCGCGCACGCGUGCGCUCUGCUGAGGCUGGCCGCGUCUCGUGGAUCUCCGUCGCUCGCCGCGGCAGGCGACCACCACAGCGAUCGCGGCAUUGACAUUCUUCUUCACCACCACCGUCGGCCAUGCGGGACCGCGCGUCUCUGCGGAAUAGGCUUGGCAUUGGCCGCCGUGCAAGCUGCGCUGGGUACGCAGUGGGUGGUGUUGAUGACCACGCCGACGACGCCGGCGAUGGCGGGAGACCCCUGCGUGCACACGAACCGCUGGGACGUCGCCCUUCCUCUCUUCUACCCGCUCGCCCUCCUGCUGGCCGCCGACGUCGCCUCUCUGCUGGCGCUGUGGCGCGUGACCAGCGCCGCUCCUCGCCUGCCGCGCUGGUGCUUCACGCACGCGCGCCUCCUGUUCGCCACGGCGGCGCUGUCCAGCGGCCUGUGGCUCGCGUGGAUCGCGCUCUACGAGAGGCGGGGAGCCGGGGUCGCCAGGGCCGACGGGGUCGCGACGCGCCGCGCCGAGCGAUGGGGCCGCGCCGCCACCGCCGCAGCGCCCGCGUGCCAGGCGGCGGUUCUGCUCGUGGUCUACCUGUGGCCGAGUAGCCUGGCCUUGCUCUCCAGCAGGAGGAAGGGGAUCGGCUCGGUGGUCGGGGAUGGUGGUGCUGGUGGUGGUGAUGAUGGGGUCCGGUCUAGGGGAGGGAAUCCAGGGGGAGUGCCGCUACCGCCUCCACCACCACCACCGCCGCCACCUCCUCCGACGCCGAUCGGAACCCAGCUUGUCCGCGGCUCCAGCCAGUGUCCAGGCCUCGUUCCCAGCACCGCGGCAGGUGUGGGCGGUCAGCUGCAGCAGACCUUCGCCCGGGGGCGAACCCACGUGUGUGGGGUCGAGGUCCGGACCAGGGACAAUGCUGUGAACAGCUUUAUCCCGACACCAUCCGCCCAUCUUCCCAGCCCAGGCGACCUGACCUCGGUUUGGCUGGAGGCUCCGGGCAUCGCCAGAAAUUGAGGGGCCCCACCACUGUUCGAAUUGGCCGCGCGGCUAUGUUUGUGUGUACGCGUGUUACGUGUGUGGUACUGGACACGCCACCCUCGAGUGACGUGCCAGUCCUAAUGGGUGCUCGCUAACGACACUUGCACUGACCAGGUUGUUAAAGGCAAUAGGAACGUGCACACUAAUACAUGGAUUCGCACAUUGGUGAGGUGGGUGCUUGGAUAAGACAACAUUUAACGAAUAUCACAAGGAAGUUGGUAAUUAUAUAAGGUUUCUAAAAGGUUCAUCACGACAAUAUGCCAUGAGUUAAGCUUACUACUCAUUGUCUCUGCCCCCAGGUCUGCGAACACAUUGUUCAAUUGCUAAUGAUGUUCACUUUACUCGUAGGGCCAGAUGUACUUCUCUAUGGGAUGGCAAAUAUACGUAGCCAACAGUGGCAACAUUUUCACCAAUUAUAUUAUCAGACAAAAAGGGGACAUUCGCCUUCACACGCUCAUUCUCUGCACCAAGGGCCACUGUGUAGGCAGUUUGGUGUUGUACGUCAGAGUGCAUCCCUGCCGAUCAACUAAACUUACCCGCUGCGAGGUGCAUGACCCCGCGCGUCAAGGGCUAGAUGCUGUGGACGUCUCAUUGGACUGCGGAGG